This is a messenger RNA of Planococcus citri (citrus mealybug), 2137 nucleotides long. RefSeq lists its product as uncharacterized. Lineage: Eukaryota; Metazoa; Arthropoda; Insecta; Hemiptera; Pseudococcidae. The record is from RefSeq and is a predicted model, not a curated record. The transcript is spliced from 6 exons. Bases 1 to 957 code for a protein of 318 amino acids.
AUGGCUUCUCCUUCUACAAGUGUAAUGGCUUCUCCUUCUACAAGUACCAUGAGUGAGAGUAAUAAUGUUGGUGGCCCAGAAACCAUCACGACAAUUUCUCCACAAAGGUUUAUAGAAUUAGCGAUGGAAAUAGUUAGCCUUUUUCCUACAGAAAAAGUUGGAACAUACUAUACCGCUUAUAGAAGAGUGAAUGGCAGGCCUUGUAACGCGCAUGGUAAAUUAUUAGAUCGCCAUCAGUAUAUACGUAAAUGUUUGAAGGCAGAUGGUAUUCUGUGUGAACCAACAACGGACGAAGAGAGCAACGAUUUGGGUAGAAAUAUCAAUAUUGAUUUCGAAAAGUUGUACCCGUCUAAAAUCGAAGAAUUUAGAAGCCGUUGGAACGGAAAUUUACGAGCUGCGUUUAUUAAAGUUAUUUUACAAAACAAAAAAUUGCUAUUGAGUUUGACUCCCGAAUUCUUAGAGGCUUGGACUGGAAUUAAUAAUUUACCAGAAGAUCAACAAGAUGCCAUUAUAUUGCAAACCAUUCCAUUUCUAGUGAAGCCAAUAACUUCUGGAAAACGUAAAAGAAACGAGACAGCGUUCCGGCCAAGUGCAACUGAAAUUGCUGACGAUUUUAUUAUUCGUGUCGAGACUCCGAAUGAAGUAAAAACAGCUGUAGAAAAAAAAAAGAAGGAGUAUCUGGAUCAGAAAAGAACUGUACAACCCUUCAUGAUUUUCGUUGGAAGUUAUACACAAAUCGAAUCGUUCUAUGCAUUAAUCAACGAUCACUACUAUACGUUUACGUCGGCUCUCGAUGCGGUGAUAUUUACCUUUUCGUCUUUCUAUGUUCUCGAUUUGGAGUAUCCAGCCGCAGCCAAAAAUGUGUGGUUAUUGUUACAAAUAGCGGCAUAUAAUAUUACACACAAAGUUGACAAAAUUGGCACCCAACUGAGUGUUUUAAUCACUGACUUACAGUGAAACUUACUCGCGGUAUAUCUACCAUUCCAUUUCAGUUUUAAUCGUGCUGAUUUUAUAGCAAAUUUCGUUUUUUCGAUGCAGUCGAAGAGUUCUUAGUUAUAAUACGCUUAUUUUUCAUCGUAUAUUUUUUUAUACCUAUAUACAUAAGUAUUUUUCCGUUUUAGUUUUAAUUGAGCUGAUUUUAGAGCAAUCAGUCGUUUCAACCCAGUCGAUGAGUUCUCGACAUACGCUUAUUUUUAUCGUUCAUUUUUUUAUUUACUCGUACGUAUACAUAUUAAGUACUAUUCCAUUUUAGUUUUAAUCGUGCUGCUUUUAAAGCAAUCAGUUUUUUUGACACAGUCGAUGCGUUCUUAUAUUUUUAUCAUCCAAUUUUUUAUUUGCAUAUAUACCUAUAAUCAGAUUUUGAAUUUUUUUUUUUUACAAAAUGCGUUGCUUUUCAUGCAAUCAAGAGUUUGGUUCGAUCGAAAUAUUACUUUCACACAUCAGCCGAGUUCAUUCUCAUCUCAGUUUUUUUUGUUGCACCUAUGAAAAUUGCCUUCGAAAAUUUUCAUUGCUGAAUUCUUUUAAAAAACAUUGUAUUCAAAAACAUGUACCAAAUGAUCCAAAUCAAAUUAACGAUUCGACUCCGAUUUUAAAUAUUACGUCAAAUGAUAUUGGACCAUCAAAUACAAAUCUAUUCGUUUCUCCUGCUGAAUCCUCUUCACUUCCGGAACCUUCUGUAGAACCUUCUGUAAAAAAAUCGAAUUCUGAUAUUCCUCCUGCUGUUGCUUUUCUAGCGAAGCUUCACAGUUACGCCGAUGUUCCAAGAAAGAGAAUCGUUUCAAUAAUCAAUGAUUUUGAUAAUUUCAUGAGGUCGCAAUUAGAAAUUAUUGAAAACGAGGUCGACAAGCAUUUUGAACGAGUGGGUGAAUCUCAAGACAAGGAAGAUAUAAAAAAUUGUUUUAAUGAAGCAAAAAAUUCGUUUACUAAAUUGAAAUCAGAACACUUACAACUUGCAAAAUUUCGAAAGUUAGGAACAUACAUUUCACCCACUCAGUAUCUCUUAGGUGAACGAGAUGAGUAUAAACUGGUUGAUGGUGUGCAAACCUUUACUCCUGUAAAAACAACGGCAGAGUUUAUUCCUAUAAGAGAGGUGUUCAAACAGUUCUUUGAGACUCGAGAAGUUUAUAUUCGAACAAUG